AUGGGGGGAACCGGUAAGACUACGCUUGCUAGAAAAGCAUUUGAAAAUAAAUGUAUGGUGGAACACUUUGACGUUUGCCUCUGGGCCACAAUAUCUCAAGAGUAUAGCCUUCACAAAAUUUUGUCAGAGCUCUUGUCUCAUCUAAGAAAAUCCGAUAGUGGAACUGGAACUGGAACGGGAACCGUUGAUGAAUUGCAAGAAAGGUUAUACAAGAGUUUAUAUGGGCUAAGGUAUUUGAUUGUUCUAGAUGAUAUGUGGAAUGUUAAAGCUUUGGAUGAUAUGUUAUUCCUGUUUCCGGAUACAAACAAUGGAAGUCGAAUUAUUUUGACUACCAGGCAUUCAGAUAUAGCCAACGCUUUAGGCAUUUUUCCUGUUGCAAUGAGUCUUCUGGAUGAAGACAAUAGUUGGCAUCUAUUUUGUCAAAUAGCAUUUGCAGAGCAGCAAGGUUGCCCUCCUGAGUUGGAGGAGGCUGCAAUGAAGAUAGUUGCAAAGUGCAAAGGACUUCGCCUCGCAAUUGUUGUCAUUGGAGGUCAUCUCAGAAAGUCCUCAAUGGCUCUAGACUAUUGGGAGAAUGUUGCAGAAUCAAAUUUGAACGAUGAACAGUGCUUGAAUGUAUUAUCUUUGAGUUAUAACUACUUGCCUGUUCAUCUGAAGCCAUGUUUCCUAUUCAUUGGAGCAUUUCCAGAAGACUGUAUUAUCGAUGCGUGGGAUGUUGUAAAACUUUGGAUUGCCGAAGGAUUUAUACAACAAGGCGAAUAUUCCAGCUUGGAAGAGGCUGCAGAGUAUUGUUUAUGGGAUCUUUAUCUGAGAAAUCUCAUUGUAGUUGAUAAGUGGGAUCAACGUGAUGAAAUUUAUACAUUUAAAGUACACGAUCUAGUAAGAGAUAUGUGCCUGAAGAUUGCCAAGGAGGAGGAGUUUUUAUAUGCGUUUGAAACUCCAAGAGCCAUAAAUAGAGAGCGUCGAGUUGUAAUCAAUGGAGAGACGAAUCAUGAAGUAAUAGCCUCUGAUGCUCCAGUCCGUUUUCUGAUGUGGGAAAGAGGUUGUUAUGAUACCAGCAAUCUGUAUGACUUGAAACUGUUGAGAACGUUGCGAAACAUUACCACAACAUCAAUAAGUGGGUCUAUUCUUCAGCAACUGAACUUACGGGAAAAUCGCUUGGUAAUGAGAAAUCUAGGCUCACUUUAUAGAGUGGAGAAUUUUAGGCUCAGUGAUGAGGUUUGCAAGAGAAUCCCCAAUGUCACGGAACUAAGGUUAUCCUAUUGUGAUGAAUUUGAUGACAGUUCCAAGUGGCGUGAGUUUGUUACGAGCCUCACUUUCCCAAGCACGCUUGAGUUCUUGUGUUUAAGUGGUUGUGGUGUUGAUUGGGAAGAAUUGACAAUGAUGGUUGGAUCAUUGCCCAAUUUUUUUGAGCUUCAAUUACUUCAGGAUUCAGUCACUGGAUCUAUUUGGAACCCAGAAGAGGAGAAAUUCCUUAGAUUGAAAUACUUGACUAUUCGUGGUUGUGAUGAUUUAGUUUAUUGGAAUGCAGACAGGUUCCAUUUCCCCGUCCUGAAAGGUCUUUACCUUGGAUAUUUGUGUAAAUUGGAUGAGUUCCCUUCUGGUUUGGGAGAAAUAGCAACACUCGAGUAUAUUGAAUUGGAAUUUUGCAGCGCAUCUUUGACCAUUUCAGCAAUGAGAACAUUAGUUGAACAAGAGGAGCAAGGUAAUGACAGUCUUCGGCUUGAUGUAUAUUUUCAGGGUGAUAAGGAAAGCUUCAAACAAAAGGUUCAAGAAGAAGGUCUCACAAGCACUAAUCUAUCUCUGCAUCUCCAGAGAUCCUAA
Molecule: messenger RNA, 1821 nt
Organism: Salvia splendens (bonfire salvia)
Lineage: Eukaryota; Viridiplantae; Streptophyta; Magnoliopsida; Lamiales; Lamiaceae
Product: putative late blight resistance protein homolog R1B-16
Exons: 3
Coding region: 1-1821 (606 amino acids)
Biological process (GO): defense response to other organism
Molecular function (GO): ADP binding
Source: RefSeq, a predicted model, not a curated record